AUGCGUUAUAUACUUGCGUUAGGUUGCCAAGAAUUUCAUACCGGUAAUAACUUUGGAUACGGCGUGUUUAGCGUUUUUGGAGGCUUGUGGACGUGUUUCGGCCUAAUAGUUUUGAGCGAGCAUAUGGGGUGGUACCAUCCUGUCAAAGAAGAUAUGGGCUGGGUGAUGGUUGUGUUCAGCGUUUACACUGGAAUAUGGAUCUUCCCUACGCUUUAUAUGGACGCCGCGCUGUUUGCGAUGUUUACUGUGCUCUUCAUCGCUUUCAUCUUUACUGACAUCGGGCAUUUUUUCGAACCUGUAUCCAGAUAUUUCGAAUUUACAGCAGCAACACUUUUCAUGAUUGGCGGAUUCAUCGCCUGGUACAUUAUGGCUCAUUUCAUCUACCUGGAUAUAUUCAAAAGCGAUCUGGUUCCUCUUGGCAGGGCGCCUAUACUUUUCUUCCGUCAACGCCAGUAUGCAAAAGCUGAACAAUCUGUUCCGUAG
Molecule: messenger RNA, 483 nt
Organism: Soboliphyme baturini
Lineage: Eukaryota; Metazoa; Nematoda; Enoplea; Dioctophymatida; Soboliphymatidae
Source: the annotation of a GenBank genome assembly